Cladophialophora psammophila CBS 110553 is the source of this 819-nucleotide messenger RNA. RefSeq lists its product as uncharacterized. Bases 1 to 819 code for a protein of 272 amino acids. The record is from RefSeq and is a predicted model, not a curated record. NCBI's taxonomy places the organism in Eukaryota, Fungi, Ascomycota, Eurotiomycetes, Chaetothyriales, Herpotrichiellaceae. The transcript has 4 exons.
AUGUCUACCGCACCGCGCGUGCUCGUCCUCGGCGGACACGGCAAAGUCUCUCUCUUCCUGCAACCCCUCUUGCUCGCCAAGAAAUGGGAUGUCACAAGCGUCGUCCGCAACCCAGCGCACGAGGCUGAGAUUUUGGCGCUCGGUAAGGACAAGCCGGGAAAGAUAGAGGUGUUGGUGGAUAGUCUGGACGAUGUCAAGGAAGUCAGCGAUGCACAGAGGGUACUGGAAAAGGUGAGGCCGGAUAUUGUGGUCUGGAGCGCUGGCGCUGGGGGAAAGGGUGGCCCGUCUAGAACGAAAGCUAUAGAUAUGGUUGCUGCGAAAUGCUAUAUCUCUGCGUCGCUGGCGAUACCCAGCGUCAGGAAGUUUCUUAUGGUUUCUUACCAUGCGUCUCGCAAGGGCUAUCCGCCAUGGUGGACCGACGAAGACAGGAAAGCCGCUGACAACAUCAACCAAAACAUCCUGCCACACUACUACCAGGCAAAGGUGGAGGCGGAUGAGCAUCUUGAGGCCCUAGCAAAGAAGAGGCUGGACAGUGGAGAUAAGCAAUUUCAGGCCAUCAACUUGAGGCCCGGCACCUUGUCGGACAAGCCGGGCACGGGCAAGGUUGCGCUGGGAAAGACGCCGGUCAACGGGAGUGUACCGCGGGAGGAUGUAGCACGGGUGGCCGCGGCACUUUUGGACCGCAACGAUACAAGAGGCUGGUUUGACCUGCUGGAAGGUGAGGAACCCAUAGAGGAAGCAAUCGACAGCCUUGUCAAGACCGGGCAUAACGGUCUUGAAGGAGAGGAUAUGGAACGGAUCUGGGGAAGAGAGACAUAA